Arvicola amphibius (Eurasian water vole) is the source of this 2054-nucleotide messenger RNA. RefSeq names its product G protein-coupled receptor 35 (gene Gpr35). Gene Ontology annotation, biological process: positive regulation of Rho protein signal transduction; phospholipase C-activating G protein-coupled receptor signaling pathway. The record is from RefSeq and is a predicted model, not a curated record. NCBI's taxonomy places the organism in Eukaryota, Metazoa, Chordata, Mammalia, Rodentia, Cricetidae. The transcript is spliced from 4 exons. Gene Ontology annotation, cellular component: membrane. The coding region runs from base 327 to 1229 and encodes 300 amino acids. Gene Ontology annotation, molecular function: G protein-coupled receptor activity.
AGAGGCAGGAACCCUUCUGCCUGGAGAGCACCCAAGGUCCCAUCCCACGGUCCCGGAGGGAGUCCCAGAUGGGUGUGUGGCAGCACUGAAACUGAGUAGCACUCUGGGAGGGCCCAUCUGGAGCAGAAGAGCACUGUCUGAGGAGAAGAUGGCAGCUUACAGCCCACCAUGACCUCCAUGUGUUGAGCAUCUUCCCAGGACACGUUACUCUCUAGAUCACCAGGCUGCUGCUGAGGAGAAGCUCAGAGGGAAGGAAGGAGAGGCCUUGAUGCGGCUGCCCCACCUACCUAUCUGGAGGUGUCGUCAGAGGUGGCAGCUCCAGGACCAUGAAUGCAACCUGCAACGGCACCGGCAACCUGUGGCCUCAUUCACUCUACUACAUCUUCAGCGUCUACUUGAUCUUGCUGCUGGUGCUGGGCCUGCUGCUCAACGGCCUGGCGCUCUGGGUGUUCUGUUGUCGCAUGCACCAGUGGACCGAGACCCGCGUCUACAUGACCAACCUGGCUGUGGCUGACCUCUGCCUGCUCUGUUCCCUGCCAUUCAUGCUAUACUCCCUGACAGACACUUCAGAUACACCAGUCUGCCAGCUUUCACAGGGCAUCUACCUGGCCAACAGGUACAUGAGCAUUAGCUUGGUCACUGUCAUUGCCGUGGACCGCUACGUGGCAGUGCGGCAUCCGAUACGCGCCCGUGAGCUGCGGUCCCCAAGAAAGGCUGUCGCAGUGUGUGUGGCCCUUUGGUUGGUGGUGCUCUCUUCCCUGGUGGUGCGCUGGCACCUGGGGCUGCAGGAGGGUGGCUUCUGCUUCAGGAACUAUGGCCGGCACAGUUUCAGCACCAUUGCCUUCUCACUGCUGGGCUUCUACCUGCCCCUGGCCAUUGUGGUCUUCUGCUCUUUGCAGGUUGUCACCGCGCUGGGGCAGAGGCCGACCACUGAUGUGGUGCAGGUAGAGGUCACCCGCAGGGCCACCCACAUGAUUUGGGCCAAUUUGGCUGUGUUUAUCAUCUGCUUCCUGCCACUGCAUGUGGUCCUGACGGUGAUGUUCUCCCUGGGUCUAAACUCCUGUGCUGCCCGUUUAGCCUUUAGCCGUGCCCUGUCCAUCACAGGCAAACUCUCAGAUGCCAACUGCUGCCUGGAUGCCAUCUGUUACUACUACAUGGCCAAGGAGUUCCAGGAUGCAUCCAAUACUCCCCACAAGAGCCAAGAUUCUCAGAGCUUGACCCUCACCUAGGAGUGAGCAUGUGCCAUGGACCAGAGGAACCUGUGAUAUUAUCAAGGAGCCCCCAAAUCAUCCUGAACCUGACGUGGGUUUUGAACACUCUAGGAAGCUCAGGCAGCCUAGAGAGAUUGUAUCUGCUCCCCUGAAGAGACCAGAGGACUGAGACUUAAAGACCAACUUGAAGGACCCUGGAACUUGCCGCCCCCAGACCUAGAACCCCCGAGGCACCGGAAUGGGGCCUUGAUGGCCGGCCACUGGGUUUAGAAUAAAGCUCUCCCCUGGACACCUGACAGGGCCCUCGAUGUCACCCAGAUGCAAGUGGUGAGAUGCAAAGAAGGAACAAAGAGCUCAAAGAGCCAGGAGGUCUCUUCUGAGAGGACCAUCUAAUGGCUACUUCCUCUAGAGACCUCCAGACGUCUUGCUUCCUGUAGGGAUAGGCAGGAGGGCAGUGGCUGUAGUCUGGAAGGCUGUCCUCUAUGGCACAUGGCUGUCAGUGUUGCUCAGGCUCCGUCUCUAGGGGGGGUUCCCCAUGGUCAUAAAGCUAUGCUCAACACACUAACACGCAGCCACUGUUGAAGCCCUGAGCCUCUUGAUGGUGUUUCCAUUUUAUAGUGGGCCCGUUGAUCACAGUGUCAAUGGCUGUGGUGGUAGUCUGCUGGAGUUUGUUGUGAGGAAGAUUGACAUUUGGCCUGGUACCUGCACUCUUGGGGGAUGUGGCCUUCAAGGGGUUCCAGAGACAAGGAUCGGCUUCAAAGCCAACUCAGGGGCUGGAGAGAUGGCUCAGAAGUUAAGAGCACCAGUUGUUCUUCCAGAGGUCCUGAGUUCAAUUCCUAGCAA